AUGACGAGUCGUCAACGUGGUGCGAACGAGGAGCUCCUCUCGAAAUAUGAUGAUAUUAUGGACGAACAGGAGCAGGAAAAUGUGAUCCAGCAGAUUCGCCACGACAAUGACAAGGCCAACUUCGUCUACCGUGCUGGUAUGCUGGUGGUGUACACGCUGGUGGUCUUCCUAUACCUGACGCCGAUCCCCUCCUACUUGUUGGGCAACCACAGCAAAAGCCAUGUUACGUUGUACCUGCAGCACCAUUCAAUCAUUGGAACGGAGGAUGACUUGACGUAUCUGCCGGCGUUCCCCAUUUAUAUGUUUAUCUUUGGCUUUCUUACCUAUAUCAUGUUCUUAGCUGGCCGUGAGUGUGCUUCCCGCGCAGGCCUUGUGAAGAUGAAGGGCGUGGCUUUCCCUGCGCAGCCUCAUCCUUUCGGAACUGCGCCUGGAUGGCUUGUGCCUGUGCUGCGUGACCUUCGCCUGCAGCCCACGAAGAAUGUGAAGGCGGACCCCACGCAGCAGUCCGAGGGUCAGCACCUCGCCAAGGUUCUGCCGCCUCAGAUUGUCUACUUGGGCUUCCUGUGGGUGUGCACAUGGCCUGCACCGCUGCUUACCUUUGGUGCCGGUGCCUUCUUGGAUGCGGCUUGGUGGACGUUCCCCUUCGGCGCUUUGGGCAUUCACCUUCUUAUUGAAUGGUGGAUCCACAAGGCGGAGCGCGAGACGAUUGGUUUGUCGAAUCUGAAGUACAACUACAAGGGUGCGUAA
Molecule: messenger RNA, 747 nt
Organism: Malassezia pachydermatis
Lineage: Eukaryota; Fungi; Basidiomycota; Malasseziomycetes; Malasseziales; Malasseziaceae
Exons: 2
Coding region: 1-747 (248 amino acids)
Source: RefSeq, a predicted model, not a curated record